AUGGUAAUAGUUGUUUGCAAUGAAAUUCGUAGUUUUUUUUUUUUACAGCUGGAUGAAGAUCAAGAUGGAUGGCAGACUGUUGGCAAAUCUUCAAGGCAUAAACACAAGGUUCCAAAAGAAAACUGGAACAGCUAUAAACGACCUCCUGAUGAGCAAGAAUACUCUAAUGAGGUAGAAUUUCGUGCUGGUGUGGAACCCUCGGAAGAUGAACUUGCUGAUCUUUCAAGAGCUUGUGAAAAACUGUGGCAUCUUGAUUCAAAUCGUUUGACACCUAACAAAGACUACGAAAUUGACUGUGGUGAAGGCAAAAAGGCUUACCAAAAGGAAGAUAUGGCACAGGGGAGCUUGUUUACUUGGGUUAAUGAUGAUGUAUUCAGAAAGCCUACUUUUGCUCGUUUUCUUUCUCUUUUAGAUAAUUACAAUCCACAUCAAGGAUGUAAGGAAGUAGUCACAUCUGAAGAGAGACAAGAACAAGCUUCUUUCAUAGAAGAAAUCAGUAGAACAGCCCCAAUUAAAUAUCUUCACAGGUAUCUUGCUUCCAAAGGAAUUGUAUCAGAGAGUUACCAAGAAUUCAAAAGAAUGAUGACCAAUCUGUGGUUUGACCUUUAUGGCCGUGGUGGCACUUCUGGUUCCUCUUCUGCUUUUGAACAUGUUUUUGUUGGAGAAAUCAAACAAGCUGGAGAAGUUUCUGGCUUUCAUAACUGGCUGCAGGUGCUUAGGGAAGUAGGAGUAGAACAUAACGUGGCAAAAGAAGAAGGAAUCCUCGCUACUAAUAUUCCAUUUAUUGAACGAGAUUAUUAA
Molecule: messenger RNA, 801 nt
Organism: Cajanus cajan (pigeon pea)
Lineage: Eukaryota; Viridiplantae; Streptophyta; Magnoliopsida; Fabales; Fabaceae
Source: RefSeq, a predicted model, not a curated record